This is a messenger RNA of Salvia splendens (bonfire salvia), 1372 nucleotides long. RefSeq names its product pyrroline-5-carboxylate reductase. Lineage: Eukaryota; Viridiplantae; Streptophyta; Magnoliopsida; Lamiales; Lamiaceae. The coding region runs from base 247 to 1170 and encodes 307 amino acids. The record is from RefSeq and is a predicted model, not a curated record. Gene Ontology annotation, molecular function: pyrroline-5-carboxylate reductase activity. Gene Ontology annotation, biological process: L-proline biosynthetic process. The transcript is spliced from 8 exons.
UCCAUUUUCUCCAUCCUUUUUUCAUUAUUCCAUUCAAGAUUGAUUUUUUUUUAUUACGGUUCAAGAUUGAGUUUUUAUUUGUUUAGUGGGUCAUGUUCUGUACAUCUGUAUAUGUGUAGCGCAGACAAAAAAAAAUAGGUUUUAUGCUCAAUAAAAUGAAUAGGAGUUUAUGUUGGUGAUGAAAUGUGUAUGUAGUUUUUGAUUUAAAACAAAGUGAUGAUAAAAAAAGAGAAUUAGAUUGUUUUUAUGGUAAUUAGUAUGAAUUGUUUGGGUUUGGGGGUUUUGAUGUUUUCUUUAUGGCAUAUCGAAUGCAAUGUUGGUUUUUCCGAAAUCACAAUUAGAAUGGCCAACAUUACGCCUAUUUCCACCGAAUCCUGCAAGAUUGGUUUCAUCGGGGCUGGAAAAAUGGCAGAGAGCAUUGGCAGAGGUGUCAUCAAUUCAGGGGUUUUGCCGGCUUCCAAUGUCCGGACUGCUCAUCUUGGCCUGAGGCGUACUGUCUUUGAAUCAUUUGGCACAAAAGUCUUUGAUCAGAAUAGUCAGGUAGUCCAAGAUAGUGAUGUGGUUAUAUUCUCCGUGAAAUCUCAAGUUGUCAAAGACGUGGUGCUACAGUUAAGGCCGCUUCUUUCAGAGAAGCAGCUAUUAGUCUCUGUGGUUGCUGGAGUCAAGCUAAAAGAUUUGCAGGAGUGGGCUGGUCACAGCCGAUUUAUUAGGGUAAUGCCCAACACCCCAGCUGCUGUUGGUGUGGCUGCAUCUGUUAUUACUCUGGGGGAUGCAGCAACGAAGGAAGAUGGAGAAUUGAUCAGUAAAAUAUUUGGAGCAAUUGGCAAAGUUUGGACAGCUCAGGAGAAGCUGUUUGAUGCUAUCACCGGCUUGAGUGCUAGUGGACCGGCAUACAUCUUCUUGGCGAUUGAAGCUUUAGCCGAUGGAGGUGUCGCUGCUGGUCUUCCUCGUGAACUCUCACUUGGUCUGGCUUCUCAAAUGGUACUGGGAGCAGCAUCAAUGGCAGUGAGCACGGGCAAGCACCCGAGCCAGCUGAAAGAUGACGUGGCAUCGCCUGGUGGCACGACCAUAGCUGGGAUUCACGAACUGGAAAAGGCUGGCUUUCGAGGCAUACUGAUGAACGCGGUCGUUGCUGCUGCCAAGCGCAGCCAAGAGCUUUCUAUGAACUAGAUUCCAUGCUAUAUUUUGCAAAUAAUUACCCAUAUUAUGAGUAUAUGUACUCGUCAUUCUCUCUCCUAAAUAUGGUAGGAUGUCAUUAGCAAUAGCUAAACUAGUAUUUUAUCUCUCUUCUGCAUUAGUUUGAAGAGGGAAAAUAAUGCCAUUAUUUGUUAUUGACAACAUGAUAUAAACAAUUGUGCUUGCUCCUUGACUA